AAGUGGUGAAAGUGAAACAACUUGAACAUAAUCAUGAAAAUGGAAUGUCUUGAGUGGUGAAAUAGUAAUUGGGCACAUAAUCUAUAUAAUAAUGGUGGUCAGCAGGAAUGUUAAUUUUUAGAAGAUACUUUUAUUCUGAAAUAAAAAUGGCCUCAAGUAGUAAAAUAAAGAGAGAAAUUGUUCGACAGCCGCAUCAUGAACAGGCAGAACUUUGCACGACAAGAGCUAGAUACAGACAAGGGAAAAAAUUAACAGCCGUCAAGGUGUACACCAUCAACAGCGAGUCCCAGCACCUGCUGGUUUGCGGGGUGCCGUCCCUGGGGCUGCAGGACGAGCUGCGACACCUGUGCUUGAGGUUCGGGGACGUCCGGUCCCUGGCCUUCGUCCCCGGCUAUGCCGCGGAGGAGUUCACCGACGUCUUCCACCUGCAGUACAGCAGGAUUCAGUCAGCCAGGUAUGCGAAACGUCAGCUGGACGGAAGAUCUUUCUUUGGCGGCGUGCUGCAUGUCUGUUACCUGCCGGAGAUGGAGUCUGUGGAGGAGACUCGGACGAAACUCAUUCAGCGACGCAGAGAGGUGGCAGCACGCGUGAAAGGCCACAAGGCUUCAUCGCUGCAGAUACAGAAGAAUGGAGGGGAGGCUAGUGCACCUCCGAAGACGUACCACCGCAGGAAGAAGCACCCGGCCCUGCCGGUAACCGCGGAUAGGCUGGCAACACUUGGAGCCAGCGAGACGGGCCCUGCGUGCAUCUGGAAGGGGAUCCCAGUCGCGAUAGACCCUCGCACCGCCACCCCAGCGCCGGAAGUGUCUCAGCCGUGCGGGCCGAGCCUUCCGGGCGACGCGUGGCGACGGGCGGGAGUGCGGGAGCGCAGGCUGGUGCCCCGCCCACCCCCCGCCUCCAAGCCGCCGCCCGCAGCCUUGCCCCCCGCGCCCGGCUCCUGUUCCGCCCUCGGGCCUUCUGGCGAGAGCGCCUUGCGCUUCGUGCCCCGCCCCGUCGCCAUCAACAAGAGGAUAGUGUUCCACUCCAAGCGAGCCUCGGAAGAACGCUCCGUGGCGGGCGACUGCACAGACCAGAGGAGAGCCGAACACCUGGACGGGAUCGGAGAGACCUUGAACACCACGGUUGCCAGCGUGCGGGACAAGAUGCAAGCCGUGUCCGUCCCAAGCAUGGAGGUUGUGUUGGAGAGAGACAAUGCAAUCAAGUUCGGGCUGUGACAAUCCUCUCAGUGUGUCUGGAACUGUGUACAAGGAUAUACAAUUAUUACAUUGCAUAUUCAUCAUCACUGCAGUAUGUACUGUGUGCUACUGUUUGACAUUCAGUGAAACAUAUCUGUCCACUCUCCAUGAUACACAAAUACACGCUCUUGUGUUUUGCUCCUAUUUUAAUGUUUAUCUGUCACUAUAUUUUCUUGAAUUUUUUAAAAAAAAAAAAAUAUUUUUCACACUCCAUUGAGAAGUACUUAUCUUAAUAAGUUUCAUCCUAUUUAUGUUUAGUUGAAUUUGACUUUUUGAUAAAUUUU
Molecule: messenger RNA, 1519 nt
Organism: Bacillus rossius redtenbacheri
Lineage: Eukaryota; Metazoa; Arthropoda; Insecta; Phasmatodea; Bacillidae
Product: RNA-binding protein 48
Exons: 7
Coding region: 108-1214 (368 amino acids)
Cellular component (GO): nucleoplasm
Molecular function (GO): nucleic acid binding
Source: RefSeq, a predicted model, not a curated record